This is a messenger RNA of Micropterus salmoides (largemouth bass), 4145 nucleotides long. RefSeq names its product calcium-activated potassium channel subunit beta-4-like. Gene Ontology annotation, biological process: potassium ion transport; detection of calcium ion. NCBI's taxonomy places the organism in Eukaryota, Metazoa, Chordata, Actinopteri, Centrarchiformes, Centrarchidae. Bases 397 to 1182 code for a protein of 261 amino acids. The transcript is spliced from 4 exons. Gene Ontology annotation, cellular component: voltage-gated potassium channel complex; membrane. The record is from RefSeq and is a predicted model, not a curated record. Gene Ontology annotation, molecular function: potassium channel regulator activity; calcium-activated potassium channel activity.
AAUCUUGAAUGCAUGACUUUUACUUGAAGUAAAAUACGUGAGUACUUCUUCCACCUCUGGAAACAGAUAUUUAAAAUGAGCGGAGUGAGAGGUAAAGGAUAAAUAUUGUGAAGGAGGGAGGACAGGAGGAGGGUGAGGAGAGGCAGCAGAGUAUAAAACAGAUGGAAGAGGAGGGAGAGUGGAGGAGGGAGGGAGGAUAAAUGAAGCCAGAGGGAGAUGAAACAGGUUUGGAGACAGAAAGCAGCCGGUGUUUAAACUCAACAGUCUCUCAGCAGCAGGCAAACAGCGUCGUCGAUACCUCCUCAACCUCCUUCGUCCUCCACCCAUCCUCCUCUUCCUCUCCUCCUCCUCUGGUCUUCCUCUCCAUGCCGGCGGAGGUCUCUCCGCGGGGCUGCCAUGGCGAAGAUGCGGGUGUCGUACGAGUACUCCGAGGCCGAGGACAAGAGCAUCAGGCUGGGGUUGUUCCUGAUCGCCUGCGGGAUACUCAGCCUCUUCAUCCUGGGCUUCUGCUGGCUCAGCCCGACCCUGCAGAGCCUCCAGAGCAAGCCGGCCAACUGCACGGUGGUGUCGGUGUUGCGUCCGGAGGAGAUGUUUGAAUGUGUGUUUACGUGCGGGACAGACUGCAAGGGGACGUCGCUUUAUCCCUGCCUGCAGAUCUUCGUCAACAACUCGGAGUCAAACUCUGUGGCCCUGCUGCACUUCGAUGAGCAACAGCUGGUCCUCAACCCAAAGUGUUCAUACGUCCCUCCCUGCGAGAGGGACAACCAGAAGAACAAAGACAGUGUUUUGUGGUGGGAGGAUUACUUCACCAAAGAGGUCAGCAGCCAGUCCUUCACCUGCUUCUUCAACCAGCAGAGGAGGCCAGACGACGUGUUGUGGCGCCGUUCCCACGACACCAGCGUCCUGCUGCACUGUGUCCUCUGGCCAAUGGUGUCUCUCCUACUGGGCACGCUCAUCGUGCUCCUCACAGUGUGUGCGCGCUCCCUGGCCGUCCGAGCUGAGGCUCUCCAGAAGAGGAAAUGUUCCUACGAAGUGUGCCAAGACCUGUCCGCCGGGCCCUCUAAUCGGCGCGGCAACAAGGCCGAAGACACCCUCGCGACAAACUCUGACCCCGAGCUGUCGCCAACAAGGACCCUGCCACUUUUCGCAGUGCCGGUGCGACGCCGCGAUCGAGAACAUUAAGACGAAACAGAAAUCUGUUUCCACCUGACGAAAUUCAAUCCCUUAGGAAGAAGCUGGUGGGCGAAGACGACCUAACUGGUUGAGGACGCCACCGCGCUGCUGCCUGGUGUGGUUUGAUCUGAAAUAUGAAAAGAGGACGAGGGCAAAUCCACCCUGUUGCCUAUAGAUUUCAGCAGAAACAUCAGGACUGUUUCCUCUGAUUCUAACAAACUGGAUCAGUAGGGGACUCCUGGACCCUGCUGAGUCGAGUCUUCAGAUUAUAAUCAGCAUUUCUUCUAGUGCUAGAGUCGUGACGAAGGGUUAUUAUAAUCACACCUGUGCUGUGAUAGAUGGUUCAAGGAAUUAUGUGUCAGGAAAAGUCAGUCGAACUCCAGGACUGACACUGAACUGCUCCUUACUGCAGUCUGAACUGUAGCUCUUCUAUUACGAUAGUUUUCCCUUUGAGUCCCAGUAGCCAUGAAUGCUAGCUGCUGCUCCUCUAGCUUCUGUGACUCAGUGCAAUCUUUCAUCAAGGGUUUCUUUAGUAGAUCUUUCUGAUUGAUGUAAACCCAAGUUUCUUUUUACUUAUUACAAGGUAAAUGAGUGUCUUCUAGAGCACUUUACAAUUCUUGUGUGCGAUUAACAAAGUCAAACGAUUAAUUUGUUUCCAUCAAAAAACAAAUAGAUAUCAUGAUUUGUUUUCCCUCCUGUGCUCAUAAUGUUUCUCCCAUAUCGUGAUAUCCACCAGCUCUCUCUUCAGACAUCUUUGCAUCUUUUGUAGCUGUAAUCUCUGCUGUCGUCCUACUGUUGUUACAGUCAUAUUUCUAAGAUUAUUUUUGGACAAAUGUCCGGCAGAAGUCCUCGGCUGGGGACGCUGUGGCCAUCGUGUAUGCAUCCCAACUAUCCCAACCCAUUACAGCCUAGACUUUACUACUGGCCGCUUUCUGUGGAGUUGGUGACAUUUAACCAGCAAAGGUCUAGAAGUUGUAAAUCCAUACUGGAAACGAUGUUUGUCAGAGGCUGCUAACAACGGAAUCUUUUGGUUUUUUAAAUGACAGUCUUUACAUAUGCAGUUAACGACACGACAAACUGUAGAGUAAAGUUUACUUGCAGGGCUCAAAUACAUAAUGAGUUGCUUACCGUCAAACUUCAAUUAAAAGCCUAGUCCCUUUUACUGGCCUGGUGUAGCCACUUGUUUUGACAAAAAAAAACACAGGUCUUAAUUAGAAGCCUGGUCUAGUUUUUAUAGAAGUUCUUUAGAUGUGUAAAACCUCUGUCUACACGAACAUGGGUAUUUUCAAAACCGUGACGUUUUCUAUGCGUUUUGGCCGUUCGUAAACACGGAAGGUCACUGAAACCGAACAUUUCUGAAAACUCCUGCCAGGGUGAAAAUUUUAAGAAACUCCGGUUGCAGUGUUGUCGUGUAGACAGUAAAACCAGAGUUUUUGCCUUUUGACGUCAGAGUGUUAUCUGAAGCCCACCAGUUGCCCUCUUGAGCUACUUCUAAGCUGCUUAGAUUGCACAUUCAAAUAUUAAUGUUAAAACUUUCGUCUGUAUGGACAAUGCCACAGUUCAGUUCGUUAGAUUCUCCAUAAUUCAGUCAUUCAGUUAAUUUUAAAGAGACAUAUCAGAUUUAACCGGUAUGUUCAACAAGAGAGACAGCAAGAGAUUUUUAUACAAGUAAUUGUCAUACUGGUUGAACAUAAACUAUUUGAUUAUGGCAUAGCAGGAGUUUUGUGUGAAAGGAAUUAAAGGUGUCUGUCUCAGAUAUAGGCAGGGUGAGUAAAUUAAUAAAAGCCUGGGCUAUUAAUUGAAGUUUUACGGUAAAUAAAUAAGCAAUUUAUUUAUUUUAUGCUCCCGUUUUAUCUUUUACUGGCUCUUUAUUUUUUCUUCUUUUCAUUAUCAUGUAACCGGUGGUGGUAAAGUACUCAGAUUCAAGUCCAGAUUUUUACUUUAGUAGAAGUAAAGAAGUAUUACUGAUGAAAAUAUAAUAAUAAGUAAUGGAUGAAUCAAAAAUAGUUCAGCGCUUUAUUUGCAGCAUCCAUCAGUAAAAGUAACAUACAAUAAACAGAAUUAAAACAUAAAGCAAAUUAACUGAUAUAUUUGUACAUAUAAAAAGGAAUAUUCAAAUGUAAAUUAAAUUAAAAUGUUUAGCAGUACUCUCAAAGUGUUAAGUGAUUAAUGUGUUAGCUUGUUAAAAGUACUAUAAUUUUGUAAUUGAGUCAAACCACUGGUUUAUACUGCAGCUACAGUAAUGUGUAUUAUGAGUUUAUUGCAUGUUUUAAUAUAAAACAUGAAUCUGUAGAUUAACAACCAGCUGACACAAACAUGUAGCGGAGUAAACAAUUUACUAUUUUACUUUAAAUUUAGAAAAUAUCCCAAAAUGGAAACACUCAGAAUUUCAGGAGAAUGCAGUACUUGAGUAAAUGUACUUCUAUUUCUGUAUUUCAACAACAAGGAAAAUGAAAAAUGGAAAAAUUGCUGCAUGAAAAUGAGGAAAAGUAAAAUGGUGAAAAAAUAAAAAAGAGCCAGUAAAACAGUAAAAGGGAGAUUCAAUUUUUAAAUCGACUUGAUUAGAGGUUAUUUUAAAUUAUUUAACUUUAUCAUUUAUUUAUGUAUUCAAAUACACUGUUGACUCAUCAGAGGGCCCAUUAGUGGCUCCUGUUGCUUCUGGGACUCCAAACCGCUUCCUGGUUAAUGAUGUGAGAGCUCUUUGAACCACGGCAGCAGGAACAAACCACAGACCCUGAUGCUGGAGGUCAGACUGGGAACAAAUGUUACGGGACCUUUCCCGUCAAACCAAAACAAAGACGAGACACAGCUUCGUACUCUGGUACAGAGAAAUCAGAGUUUCUUUCAAUGCGGUGGCAAAUCAUCGACUGCAGGCAGUGGUGGAAAGUGACUUUUAUUCAAGUACCAAAAAAAUGUUUUCAUUUGUUUAAGUGCUGGAAAAUAAUAGUGGCCACACAAAAUAUUAACCCAAU